Penicillium bovifimosum is the source of this 351-nucleotide messenger RNA. RefSeq names its product mitochondrial 37S ribosomal uS19m domain-containing protein. Gene Ontology annotation, biological process: ribosomal small subunit assembly; translation. Lineage: Eukaryota; Fungi; Ascomycota; Eurotiomycetes; Eurotiales; Aspergillaceae. Gene Ontology annotation, cellular component: cytosolic small ribosomal subunit; ribosome. The transcript has 4 exons. The record is from RefSeq and is a predicted model, not a curated record. The coding region runs from base 1 to 351 and encodes 116 amino acids. Gene Ontology annotation, molecular function: structural constituent of ribosome.
AUGUUCCCUACACGCGCGCUUUUCGGCCGCUCGGUCUGGAAAGGCCCAAACAUCGUCCCGUACCCUCCCUCUCCCGCGGACUCUCCCCCUCCUCCGAACACACCCCCCAUCCGCACCACGAAACGCGCAGCAACCAUCCUGCCCAACUUUGUCGGUCUGCGCUUUGCUGUGCACAAUGGAAAGACAUAUGUUGAGAUCCAGGUGACGGAGGAGAUGGUUGGACGCAAGCUUGGAGAAUAUGUUGCGUAUGUGAACCUUUUGCUACCUUUGCAAAUUCCCCGGCUCGACUUCGACAUGCUUGAUAGACAGACACGCAAGCGCUUCACAUACAAGCAGUCUAAGAACAAAUAG